UGUAAGAUUCAAUGGAAUAAGGAAUAAAGAGUAAGAAAAUGUCUUAUUACAUUUGAGAUUUUUUUGUUUUGAUGCUUAAUUCUGAAGAAUAUCACACCAGCAGCUGACACGACACCUUACAGAGAGAGAGAAAGUGUGUUGGGGGUUUCAUUUUUCUGAGAGGAAGUGCGCAGAUCAGCCAGUUCGUCCAUCAGUUAGCGGUGGGACAGGAUGCAGUUAACACCGUUCUGCUUGGUGCUGUCAGCAUGCCUGCAUGUCACCCCCGACAGGUCUCAGUUCUCCAAGUACGAUUCAGUCUCUCUGAGCUGCAAGGAUAAACUUAACUCCACCGGAUGGAAGGUGAAGAGGAAAACGUUGGAGGGUGGGGUCAGACCCUGUUCCUCUAGCUGGGGCUUCAUUUCCUCAGACUCAACCUGCAUCAUCAGGAACAUCUACCCAUCUGACACCGGGGUUUACUGGUGCGAGUCUCCAGAUGGGGAGCAGAGCAACGGCAUCAACAUCACCGUCACUGAUCGCUCGGUGGUCCUGGAGAGUCCUGCGCUGCCAGUGUUGGAGGGAGCUGCUAUGAUUCUGCACUGCAAGGAUUCAAACAACAUCACCAACCAGAAGUUUAGUUUCUAUAAAGAUGGCCGUCCCGUUGGAAGCAGCUCCACAGGAGAGAUGACUAUCCAGCAUGUUUCCAAGUCUGAUGAAGGACUCUACAAGUGCAGCAUCGCUCCGGGUGAAGAAACAAUUGGCAGCUGGGUGGCUGUUGAAGCUUCUCCUCCAUCUCCAUCUCCGGCUCCAGCUUCUUGUUCAGUUUCUGUCUCCAGAGUCAUGUGUCACCUGGUGGUGGGAAUACCUUACUUGCUGUCCACCAUCUUACUGGGACUCAUUUUCAGAGAUAGGAACAGAGCUCACCUGCAAACAGAGAGAAGAGGAAGUAAUGAUGUCAUUAUGGAAAUAAUGGUGUAGUGCUGCAAACUGGUAAAGCACCUCUGCAUCAUGUAACACUGCA
Messenger RNA from Scomber japonicus (chub mackerel), 997 nucleotides. Its product is annotated as cell adhesion molecule 3-like. NCBI's taxonomy places the organism in Eukaryota, Metazoa, Chordata, Actinopteri, Scombriformes, Scombridae. The coding region runs from base 211 to 954 and encodes 247 amino acids. Gene Ontology annotation, molecular function: transmembrane signaling receptor activity. The record is from RefSeq and is a predicted model, not a curated record. Gene Ontology annotation, biological process: cell surface receptor signaling pathway. The transcript is spliced from 5 exons.